Molecule: messenger RNA, 1413 nt
Organism: Malurus melanocephalus (red-backed fairy wren)
Lineage: Eukaryota; Metazoa; Chordata; Aves; Passeriformes; Maluridae
Gene: CCKAR
Product: cholecystokinin A receptor
Exons: 5
Coding region: 1-1335 (444 amino acids)
Biological process (GO): neuropeptide signaling pathway
Cellular component (GO): membrane
Molecular function (GO): neuropeptide receptor activity; cholecystokinin receptor activity
Source: RefSeq, a predicted model, not a curated record
AUGGAAAUCAUUGAUGCCAGCAGCUUCCUCGGGAACAGUACCAACAUUACUGAUUUCCUCUGCGAUAUCAUCUUGGAAAAUGACACUUUUUUCUGUGUGGACGAUGCACCUUAUCCUUCUAAAGAUUUGCAUCAGAUAAUUCGGAUCCUCCUGUAUUGUUUGAUAUUUCUGCUCAGCAUUUUGGGGAACAUUCUGGUGAUUACGGUGCUGAUAAGAAACAAGCGGAUGAGAACAGUCACCAACACAUUUCUGCUGUCACUAGCAGUCAGCGACCUGAUGCUCUGCCUUUUCUGCAUGCCUUUCACCCUCAUUCCCAAUCUGCUAAAAGAUUUUAUUUUCGGAAGUGCUGUUUGCAAAACUGCCACUUAUUUCAUGGGUGUCUCUGUGAGUGUCUCUACGUUCAACCUGGUUGCCAUAUCUCUGGAGAGAUACAGUGCCAUUUGCAAACCACUGCAGUCCAGGGUCUGGCAGACAAAAUCUCAUGCCUUGAGAGUGAUUGCUGCGACCUGGUGUGUCUCCUUCACCAUCAUGUCACCCUACCCCAUCUACAGCAAACUGGUACCUUUCACCAAGUAYAACAACACCACGGCAAACAUGUGCAGGCUCCUUUGGCCAAGCGAUGUCAUUCAGCAGUCUUGGUACACUUUCCUGCUACUCUCACUCUUUCUUAUUCCUGGGAUUAUAAUGAUGGUUGCAUAUGGUCUAAUUUCUUUGGAACUCUACAGAGGAAUAAAAUUUGAUGCCAGCCAGAGAAAAUCUUCACGAGAGAUAUUUUGCCAACUAUUUAAACAGCACUUUAUAUGCACAGAAAGAAGAAUGAGUACCUGCAGCGCCAAAUACGAGGAUGGAGAUGGAUGCUACCUCAACAAAACCAAAAGAAAAAGGAAAAUGCCAUUGCAACAGCUCUCUGUUAUGAGCCACAACAAAAUAGAGAGGGUGAGAAGCAACAGCUCUUCUGCCAACUUAAUGGCCAAGAAACUCGUGAUCCGUAUGCUGAUGGUGAUCGUGGUUUUGUUUUUCAUUUGCUGGACUCCCAUCUUCAGCGUCAACGCCUGGCGCGCCUUUGACACAGCAUCUGCAGACCGGCGCCUCUCGGGGGCUCCCAUCUCCUUCAUCCACCUGCUGUCCUACACCUCUGCCUGUGUCAACCCCAUCAUUUACUGCUUCAUGAACAAACGCUUCCGCACCGCCUUCCUGGCCACGUUCGCCUGCUGUGCCAAGCAAAAGCCGCCCGCCACACGGGGCGAGGCUGCUGAGGAAGAGGAGGGGAAAACCACCAGGGCUUCCCUGUCCAAAUGCUCUUACACACACAUGUCUGCAUCUGCACCCCCCUGAGCCACGCCAGGCASGCAACGAGUGGCGAAUCAUUUGGUCUUGGAAGGGCACUGUGGCCUCGGCUGAAGGCRGUUUAGU